Molecule: messenger RNA, 1620 nt
Organism: Cladocopium goreaui
Lineage: Eukaryota; Dinophyceae; Suessiales; Symbiodiniaceae
Source: the annotation of a GenBank genome assembly
CUGUAUCAGGGUGGCGCACCAAAGCCGUGGGCGGCCCUCCAGACGAUGCAGGUUUGGCAGACGGUCUCUAGCAGCCGGCAGCGUGCCCGCAAUGCGGAACGGAUCACCAAGAAGUUGCAAGAAGAAGUGAAGCAACGGGCCGUGAAACGUGCCUAUGAUCAGAUUGGAGCGUUUGAAGAUCACUGGCGGUACCUCAAGGAGAAAACAGCGCGGGAAGAAGCGGAAGAAGAAGCGGAGUUGGUCCGCCUUUCUGAGGGCUGGUCCCGCGCUAGAGCGGUUCAGAUGGAACGUCAGCUUGCAGCCACAUUGUUGGAGAAUAGUAGUGAGACGAGUAGUGUCAAGAGUGCCACCACCAACCUCAUCCGCAAUAGUCGAUCUGAGUCAACCUUGGCAUCCAGAGCAUACUUGGACCGAUCUGAAGUCCUCCACGCGUAUCGUCCCCCCUCCCCGCUCCACCUCUACGACUACGGUGGCAUCACGGUGCGGCCGCGGUCGCAGCAGCAACAGCUGCGGGGAGCCACGGGGCGUCCGGCGUAUCGCCGGGAGUUUUUGGGCGUCUACUUUCCGGACCCAGAAUUUAAGCAAGGACCUUAUGGAUCUAGCCUGCAGGAUCCCAUCCUGAUGCCUCCAAUGCACUGGGUCAAAAGUCAACAGUACAGCAGCCCCCCGGAGCGCUACAACGGUGAUGCGAGCGACCUGCGUCCGCGCACGGCGGAGGGCCACAAUCGGCCCAUGAGGGAGUCGGUGGCCAAGACGGUACUGACGCAGCACGAAGACACCAAGUCCAAGACACCAGUGAGGGGCAAUCGAGCGCAUGCGAUCAUCCUGAAGACCAGGAAGAAUGCGAUGCGAAAACGCGAUCAGGAAGCCUUCAUUGAACAAGCUAGGUUUGAACAAGGUCAAUUUGAGGGGCGCUUUGCCAAUCCCUUGCAGAAGAAUUCGGGCUGGCCCAAUGAGGAAAUGAUCAACGAACUCAGGGACAUUGGUGCUGACGCUGAGAAGGCUCCGGUCCGCUCCGCCUGGGAGGGAACCUUCCCCGGUCUGACUGCCCUGGCCAAGCACAUUUUUCUGAGUUUGCAUAGUGUCAUGAGGAAGCGGCGCGCCAAUCUGAAGCACCUCUUCAAAUACGUCAACCAUGGCAUUCCAGGUAUCUUGGAGCCUCAUGAAUUUCUGGAAGGUUUGCAACGCUUGGGCAUCGUGGAGCGGGGCCAGUGUUCAGCGCAAGAGAUGGCGGACUUGAUGAACGAUUUGGAUCCCAACUUUGACGGGCGAGUGGCACUGAGCGAAGUGAACCGAUGCGUCCAAGCUACACGCGCCGUUUGUGGACGAAAGGUCUUUAAAGAUCAUAUCAGUCCUCCGGAGGUGACAAAGAAGGAAAUCAAGGAAGUCUACACUGGUUCGUUGCCUGUCGAGAAAGUCACAGUGGAACGGCAGCCGAAGAGUCUCUGGGACUUCGAGUGUUCCUUUGAGGAACUGCGGGCACAGCAGCAUGCCCUGCUGGUGCUGCACAAGGAAAGGAACGAAACCAAGCCGUCAGGGCCGGGCGUGACGUGAAACGGCGCAAGCGGGCGCUUUGGUCGUCGUGCUGCCGCCUGGACCUGGAUGUUCCCGGUUGUUUAC